AUGUCUUAUGCCGAUCUUAAGGGUAAAGUCUUCUUUCUGACGGGAGCGGCUUCCGGACAGGGCCGUGCUACUGCUAUCUCCCUUGCUCGCCAGGGUGCAAAGCUUGGUUUGCUGGACCUUAAGCACCCACAAGAGACACUCGAUGAGAUUAACCAGCUUAGUGGAGAAGCCAUUGGGUUUGAAAUUGAUGUCGUUGACUCUGCCGGAAUCGAAGCUGCUGUUAAAGCGACCAAGGUGAAAUUUGGAAAAAUCGACGGUGCAGUCAAUCUGGCUGGUUGGAUUGGAACUCAAGGAUUCAAAGGAAAGGGAUAUGCACUUGAUGCGAUCAAGGAUGAAGACUGGGAUAGGAUGAUGGCGAUCAAUCUUAAUGGUGUUCGCAAUAGCUUGUCCUCGGAAAUGAGACAUAUUAGCGAUGGCGGAAGUAUUGUCAACAUUGCGAGUAUUGCGGGCCAGCGAGGAUCUCCUUGGAAUGCCCCAUACGGUGCGGCAAAAUGGGGUGUCAUUUCUUUGACCAAGUCGGCCGCUCAAGAACUCGGACCUAAGAACGUCAGAGUAAAUGCUAUAGCUCCUGGAGUUGUCGAUACAGCCCUUGCUACUGCGCUCGGUGAUGCUGAUGUUGUCUUCCAGAGAAUGGUGUCUCGGAGUGCUCUUCAGCGACUUGCCCAGCCUCAAGAGAUCGCUAACUGCAUUCUAUUCUUGCUUAGCAACUCCUCGAGCUUUGUCACAGGAAGUGUUUUGAAUGCCGAUGGUGGAUUCCAGUAA
This is a messenger RNA of Penicillium cosmopolitanum, 762 nucleotides long. RefSeq names its product SDR family NAD(P)-dependent oxidoreductase. Lineage: Eukaryota; Fungi; Ascomycota; Eurotiomycetes; Eurotiales; Aspergillaceae. The record is from RefSeq and is a predicted model, not a curated record. Gene Ontology annotation, molecular function: oxidoreductase activity. The transcript is spliced from 3 exons. Bases 1 to 762 code for a protein of 253 amino acids.